AUGUCACAAAUUUCAAUAGUAUUCAACACUAGCUUCGUAAAUGUAUUUGGCAAAAUGAACAUUAAAGUUCUGGACCGUUCAGCAGCAACAAAAGAAAUUGAGAAAAUGUAUCAGAAAAUGUGCCAAAUUAUUAAAUUAGAUGUUUCAUUUGCGGAAACCCAUUCAUAUGAUCAAAUUGCGGAGACUUUGGAUGACAUUCACAAAAAAUACAAUUUAGAUACAAUCAAAUUACUAGCCUCUGCAACUGACAAUGGUUCCAACUUCGUUAAGUGUUUUAAGGAGUUUGGUUUAAACAUUGGUAAUAAAAAACACUCUACUGAAGAAGACAGUGACUCUGAAGAAAAAGAAGCUGAAGUCAUGUUUAAUCCUAUCAAUUUAUCAGACUCUGAGUCAACUCUCGACAGUUCUAAUUUUACACAGAAAAGAUAUGUGCCGCAACACAUAAGAUGUGCCUCACAUAUCAUAAAUCUCUUUGCAACUACCCAUUACAAAAAUUCGGAACAUCAAAUAUCCUUUUUAGAGGAAUAUAUCAAAUUAAUGCAGCCUCUGGCUGAAACAUUAGAUUUUUUACAGGGAGAGCGUAACACCUAUUAUGGGUAUCUGUUUCUCAGCUUAGUUUGGAUAAAAACUAAACUUCAAAUGCUGAAAAUAUCAGGCGAUAUAAAGCAGCUAAAAGUGCCUUUAGUCGCCAUAAUUAAGUCUGUUGGGCAAAGAUUUAAAGAAUUUUUAACCAAAACUGCCGUAAUUGGCGCGGUAGUGUGUCCACGAUUCAAAAUGCGCUGGUAUAACGCCUUUAAAGACUUAAAUGUUACCACAUACAAAGAAAUACAAAACUGGGUAGUCUCGGCUGUCGAAUACUUUAUCAGCCUGGAAAAUAAAAUAACUAAUGAAAAUAUCCAGUCAGACGAUCCUUUUUUUGAUUUUGAGAAAGAAGAACAAGAGUCGGUAUCUUUGUUGAGUAAACUACCGAUACCAAGUAUAUGA
Molecule: messenger RNA, 984 nt
Organism: Psylliodes chrysocephalus
Lineage: Eukaryota; Metazoa; Arthropoda; Insecta; Coleoptera; Chrysomelidae
Source: the annotation of a GenBank genome assembly